UUUAGUUAUCUGCGUCUAGUCGGUUGAAACAGACACAAUGUCAGAAUUUACUUUAACGAAAAACAAUGUGUGGGAUUAUUUUCAAAGAAUUCCCAACGAGAAAUUUCGAGCAAAGUGCAAGAAGUGCAAAAAAAAUUUUACCUACAUCACAGAUAUAGCUUUUUUAACACAUUUGCGUACAAAGAAACAUCAAAAAUAUUUCAGCGAUAAAGCAAACAAAAACUUUGAAGAGAAACCGAAUAUAUAUUACGACCAAUUACAGCUACAAUGUAAAAUUUGUGAUAAAAAAGUUUCACAUGCAAAUUUUCGCGAACACGUACGAGACCAUUCUCAAGAAGAAAAGGCAUAUUAUGAAGCGAGAAGGACUAUCAAGGAACAUAUGAUACAACAUGAUAAUUUUGAGGCGAAGUGCGGAGUGGAGAAUUGUGAUGAUAUUAUAGUUCUUCAAAUUAUACCACCAUUAAUAUACCAUUUAGAAAGCAAGCAUAGGAACGAAUUGGAAAAUAUCCAAAAGGACGCAACGCGUAAGCCAACUAUGAUCACAAAUAAAGAAGAUCUAUUGUGCAAUUACAUAUUACACAGGCCUGAUCGUUUUCAUGCACAAUGCAACUUUUGCAAUUUUGAAGAAUAUUAUACCGACACUGGAGUGUUUCAUAAACAUUUAAAAAAAAAACAUAAGAAAGUUUAUUCAUACGAAGAUGCAAACAAAGGAUUCCCGUGGGAACAUUUCAAGUAUUACGACGAAAACAAUUUACAAUGUCUUCUCUGCAGAAAUUUGCAUACUGAAGAGUUUAUCCUAGAGUACUUAGAAGAACAUGUAUAUUCGUACCAUGAACAAACAUAUCACGCAACUCUUCAGGACCGAAACAGCAGUGAUAUGGCCUGGAAAUACUGUGACACCAGCGGAGAUUUUCAAGUGCGAUGUCGUCUUUGUUCCGCCGAAAAGGAACUUGAUAUUGAAUUUACAAAAUUAAACGACCAUAUUAGGAAAGAACAUGUGGAAAAGCAACCAAGUACGAAAAGCGAGUAUGAUGAAACACCUGAAGCGUUAGGAAGCCAACCACAGGAGGAAAAAAGUAGAGAAAAAGGUUUAUCCAAAGGUGAAUGAUGCUAACGGCGAUCAUGUAGAACGACAACCAGGCACCAUGACAAAAGGCAACCUUGACUUUGGUAAUUGAAACAAUUUAUAUGCACAGAAAAUGAUGUAUCUAUAACGUGUAAUAAUUCGUUUUAUGUUUACAAAAUUAUAAAUAUGUUUAUAAAUUGACGCUUAAUA
This is a messenger RNA of Linepithema humile (Argentine ant), 1276 nucleotides long. NCBI's taxonomy places the organism in Eukaryota, Metazoa, Arthropoda, Insecta, Hymenoptera, Formicidae. The record is from RefSeq and is a predicted model, not a curated record.